UGAGUAUUCCUCCGCUAUCAGCCGAGGAGACUCAUCGAAGCUCUACGACGCAGUUCAACCAGCGAGAUAUCCUACUUUAUUCCGACAGUUUUCCAGUUUGACGCAGUCAAAAUGAAGUUCCAGUACAAGGAAGAGCACGUCUUCGAAAAGAGGAAAGCUGAGGGCGAAAAGAUCCGACGAAAAUACCCUGACAGGGUGCCUGUGAUUGUGGAAAAGGCGCCGAGAGCGCGCAUCGGUGACCUCGACAAAAAGAAGUACCUGGUUCCCUCUGACUUGACUGUUGGCCAAUUCUACUUCCUCAUUAGGAAGAGGAUCCACCUGCGCCCUGAAGACGCCCUCUUUUUCUUUGUCAACAAUGUCAUUCCACCAACCAGUGCCACUAUGGGAUCACUUUAUCAGGAGCACCAUGAAGAGGACUUCUUCCUCUAUAUUGCCUACAGCGACGAGAAUGUCUACGGCCAAUAAUAGAUGUGCUAUUUACAGCAGGGACAAACAUUGCGAUUAAUUUUAUCUCAAUCUUUUUUGUGAUGUUCUCGCUCUUCUAACUCUUUUAUUCUUUUACUUUUCUGUAUCUGUGCGCACGAGUGAGUCAUUGUUAUGAUGCAAACAAACUAUUUUGGGCAAACUUGAGUUUGUGUUAGAAGAAAUAGCUGUAGCACUAUACUUUCCUUUUUAAAAGAGAACCAUUUUUGACUUUUAAGAUAUAUGGAUGAUAACUAUACUGUUUCAUGAUAAUUCAAAUUUCUGUAUAACGAUAAUGUUGGAAUGGAGAAUCACGUCUGGUCUCAUCUUUGAGGGAUGAAAAUUGUUUGGAGUGUGGAUAUUGGAUCAUAUUAUCUAGUAUUUUGAUCUGGGGAUCAGAGAAGUUGAAAUAAAUGGAAAAAAAUCUAGUUAUAAGCUGCUGUAAAUUGAAAAUUGAAAAAUGUUAUAAAAAUGUAAAAAAAAGGUGAUAAAAUAUUGAAAUAAAAAUUCUAGGCUAAGAAAAAA
Neocloeon triangulifer is the source of this 987-nucleotide messenger RNA. RefSeq names its product gamma-aminobutyric acid receptor-associated protein. Gene Ontology annotation, molecular function: ubiquitin protein ligase binding; GABA receptor binding. Gene Ontology annotation, cellular component: autophagosome; cytosol; autophagosome membrane. The record is from RefSeq and is a predicted model, not a curated record. Lineage: Eukaryota; Metazoa; Arthropoda; Insecta; Ephemeroptera; Baetidae. Bases 112 to 465 code for a protein of 117 amino acids. The transcript has 3 exons. Gene Ontology annotation, biological process: autophagosome assembly; macroautophagy; autophagy of mitochondrion.